Molecule: messenger RNA, 2064 nt
Organism: Penaeus chinensis
Lineage: Eukaryota; Metazoa; Arthropoda; Malacostraca; Decapoda; Penaeidae
Product: guanine nucleotide-binding protein subunit beta-2-like
Exons: 8
Coding region: 81-1127 (348 amino acids)
Biological process (GO): G protein-coupled receptor signaling pathway
Cellular component (GO): cytoplasm; heterotrimeric G-protein complex
Molecular function (GO): protein binding; signaling receptor complex adaptor activity
Source: RefSeq, a predicted model, not a curated record
UCUGUUCCUGCCUCUUGCUUGGACCACUAACACCAACCACGGCCGAGUUGAUCGUCAAGUAACAAGAGGGAAGGAGCAGGAUGCCGCCCAAGGACCCCGAGGUAGAGAAGCUCAAGAAGGAGCUUCAGGAUGCCAUCGCCAAGGUGCAGGAGGACCAAAAGAGCAAGGCGGACACGGAUAUGAGUGGCGCGUGCGGGGACCUCAGCGAGGCACCGAAGGUCCGUGCAAUGUGCAAGAGGAUGUGCAAAGGACACAUCAACAAGGUUAACAGUGUCCACUUCUCGGGUGACAGCAGACACUUGGUAUCGGGGUCCCUGGACGGCAAACUCAUCAUUUGGGACAUCUUCACCGGCAACAAGACCCAGGUUAUCCCACUCAGGUCAGCCUGGGUCAUGUCCGUGGCCUUCUCGCCUUCGGGGAACCUCGUCGCGAGCGGCGGAAUGGACAACCAGUGCACUGUGCAUGACAUCAACGACCGGGACUCAACCGGAGUCGCCAAAAUCGCCCGUGAGAUGCUUGGCUACGAGGGCUUCCUGUCGUCCAUGAGGUUCCUGGACGACGACAACCUCAUUACGGGAUCCGGUGACAUGAAAGUGAUCCACUGGGACGUCAAAACGGGCAAGAAGGUGCACGAGUACUUCGGGCAUUCAGGCGACGUGGCUACCAUGAGUCUCUCGAGCGACCACAGCGUCUUCGCGACGGGUUCCGUGGACCGCACCAUCAAAGUGUGGGACCUCCGGGACCCCAAGACGUGCAAGCAGACCUUCUGGGGACACACGUCCGACGUCAACUCCGUCUACAUGCACCCGUCCAACAUGGCGAUCGCGUCGGGCUCGGAGGACAAGACAGCCCGUCUGUGGGACUUGCGCAGCGACCAGCAGGUGUGCGAGUACAAGCCGCCCACCGCCAACUCCGGCUUCACCUGCUGCGGGAUGAGCAAGUCGGGAAGAUACAUCAUCUGUGGCUCCGACGACAACACCAUUCACAUGUGGGACUCCUUGAAGGGGAGUCACGCAGGAUCUUUGCAAGGCCACGAGAACAGGAUCACAUCCCUGGCCGUGGCUGAGAGCGGCAUCGCCUUUGCCACCUCCUCGUGGGACAUGUCGGUGCGGGUCUGGGCCCUCUGAGCGCCUCGCCAAAAAAAAAAAAAGAACGUCGGCCCGGUUUCCCUUUCCCGACGUCGUCUCUUGGCUUGUCUUCUUGUUCUUCUCUUCCAUGUCUUCCUUCUUUUUUCGUUACGUUUUGUUGUUUGUCUCGUCCUCUGUCUCUGUUUUAGUUUAUUGACUGAUUAAUCCGUUUGUUUAUUCUUGUUUAUCAUUUAUUUUUAUUUUUUAUUGUUUACCCCUUCGACGUCCUGUUCUUCUUUGUUCUGACCUUUGUCCUGUCGUUUCUUGGAGAUUGAACACGAAAUGGAAGAAGAAAGAAUAAGAAACAUAAAAUAAAAGGCUAAGCAGAAUGAUUAAUGACGCUUUAAGUAGGAGUAAAUAGGAACUCCAUUUUCCUUUACUUCAUCCUCGUCAAGUUUCAUAAAUAGACAAUCGCAAGGAGUCGAAAAGCUUCUAUUAUCUUAUCAUAAAACAUCUCUUCGAUUAAGUCUACAUCGAAUCAAAUGUUAUAUUGAAGUGAAACAGGGAAGAAGCGUCAGAGAAAAGCCUUUCCUCGUCAGAAUCUCCAUCUUCGCUUAGUUUGUAAACGGCAAAAAUCGGCCACUUUUAACCUUACGAAGAGACAGUGACAUCAUAUCAGUUCGAUGACGUUAUAGUGCAAUAAUGACGUCACUAGAAUCGAAAGAAAGGAUGCAAUAUUGUAACUAUAAAGAGAUGAAACACUGGAAUUAUGUAAAACAAUAGAAAUUAAUUACAUUUUAGCUUGCUUUCACUUGUUUUCGCGUCGUUUCGGUUAAUGUUUUUGUGUUCUGAUCCUAUAUAAACGAUUAGAUAGUAACAAUAGGAUAGAAUGACUCAUGUUCCUUAUACCCACAUGUUUUUUCCGGCCACUAAAUUGUACCUUGUGGCCUGACUGCAAUUAUAACGUGGUCAGCUGAAAUAAAAUCAAGAAAAUGUU